This is a messenger RNA of Aphanomyces astaci, 783 nucleotides long. RefSeq lists its product as hypothetical. Gene Ontology annotation, biological process: potassium ion transmembrane transport; regulation of membrane potential. The transcript has 2 exons. The record is from RefSeq and is a predicted model, not a curated record. NCBI's taxonomy places the organism in Eukaryota, Oomycota, Saprolegniomycetes, Saprolegniales, Verrucalvaceae. Gene Ontology annotation, molecular function: voltage-gated potassium channel activity. Bases 1 to 783 code for a protein of 260 amino acids.
AUGCAGCAGCGAGCGGUCAAAGUGGUGCCUGUGCCGACGGUGGUAGUUCCAUCUCGUCGCAAAAGCUCCCAGGGCAGCUACAAAGGUCGCAACCUCAUCGGAUCCGACCUCUCGAGCAGGAGUUUCACAGUCAAGACAUCAUGGGGGUUGGAGGCGCGGGCCAAAUCUAUCGACCCGAGCUUCAAAGCCGGCGACAGCCUUCGCAAGCGAGUGGCCAAGUUGGAGAGCGAGCUCGUGGGACAGAAAGGGCCAGUCUCCAACGACACCGAGCCACCCAGUCGCGCCGCGUCGGCGGUGGGUAAGCUCAAGAAAUUAGCGUCUCGCCGGAACUCCAUGACGAGGAGGACCGAGGAAGCCCACCAUGAAAUGCGGCGGCGGUCGCCUGUGUCCGGGGCGGACGAGACCGCCGACGCGUCGUCGUCGCCGCCGUGGCUUCCAACGAUCCACCACACGUCAACCGUCCUCCGCGUGUGGCAUGUGACGCUGGCGUUUGUGAUCUUUUACCCGAUGAUCUACAUCCCGUUUAACAUGGGCUUCAAUCCCACCAUCCAAGGCACGCCGUGGCAAACUGUGGACCGCGUUACCGACAUGCUGUUUGUCAUGGACAUCCUCGUCAACUUCAACGUUGCGUUCUACGAAUCGUUUCCGGAUGACGACCAGCGCCACAUCCUGCUGCGGUACUCAACCGACCGCGCCGCCAAGGACAAGUUUCCCACGCACGCAUUGCGAUGCAUUACGUUCAUGGUAUGGCUAUACCCCCUAGAGGCCGCCCCGUUUUCAUGA